Molecule: messenger RNA, 1662 nt
Organism: Aspergillus tanneri
Lineage: Eukaryota; Fungi; Ascomycota; Eurotiomycetes; Eurotiales; Aspergillaceae
Exons: 2
Coding region: 1-1662 (553 amino acids)
Source: RefSeq, a predicted model, not a curated record
AUGUCUCGUACAGAAUGCUCCGCGCUGACUGGGCGGCCGGAGGCAGAGAAAUUGCCUUCAAUGGAAAUUGACACCAUUAUUAUCGGGAACGGGCCGUCGGCCAUGAUCCUGUCUUACAUCCUCCAUGGUCACCUACCUUAUUAUUCCUCGAAUCCUCCCCAUCCUGACCCUCUUCUCCAUGCGAAAUUGAAGAACGCCCCGGAGCUGCUGGAUGCGGACGUAGAGGCGCUGACAGAACAUUUUGCUGCCUCUCGGCUCUCGUAUUCCACUCAAGCACUCCCUGUAAAUGUGCUGCUCGACACCCUGGUUCGUCCUAGUGUCGACGUGGAGGAGCUAGAAUGUACGACCAAUGUUGAAUGGCGAUAUGUUCCCGAGAAAGCGGUUCCACACCUGGUGUUUGGGAGCACAUCCCGGCCUGGGGGCCAAUGGAACGACAAUGCUAUGCCCACGAGCUGGGAUAUCCAGACAUUGAGCUAUGCAUCCAUGCUGUCCUUGCCGGGCUAUUCCUUUGCGGAACAUUACCGCAAAAUUAACGGCAAGGACCUUCCCGCAUUCACGCGCCCCAGCAGGCAGGAGACCACCGAUUAUUUUCGAGCGUACCCUGAGGCCGUGCAAAUUAAUGAUGCCUUCUUAUGCCACCAGAGCCUAGAAGGCGUCUCGAGAACGUCGGACGGGUUUUAUAUUCGUUCUCACGAUAUUUACUGUAGACACUUGGUUUUAGCCAGUGGCAUUUUCACUCAGGUUGUACAGCCUCGUCCAAUGUUACAGCCACUAAUGUCGCUGGAGCCGACCUCGGCAAUCCCAUUCCUUAUAAUUGGGUCGGGUUUCUCCGCUGCAGAUGUUAUUAUUUCAGCACCCAAAGAUCAAAAGAUCAUCCAUGUGUUCAAAUGGGACCCAGAGAAUAGGCCGUCUCCCUUACGUGGCUGUCACCAACAGGCUUAUCCUGAAUAUGCAGGCGUGUAUCGGAUUAUGAAACGUGCUGCUCUUUCCCGUAGCUCGGGUGCAGUGAAGCGUCCCGUCAAAACAAAAAGGAGAAUGUCCUGCUCUUUUCUCGAGGACCGGCCCUGGGAUCGACUUUAUGAAGGGCUCCCCAACACUGAAAUCAUUGCUGUGGACACUCAUAAAGACUCUGCAACUGUUACGUUUCGUCAGACUGAUGGCACGACAUUCACCCGUAUAGUACGCGGCAUGGUAUAUGCAACUGGCCGACGUGGCAGCCUCGGAUACUUGGAUCAUAAUCUACUCUCGGAGGUCCUCAGCCAUGAUGAAGGGGGCGAAAUAAUACCUAUUAUUUCGGGUCAGUCUCUGCGAGGCAAAGCAUUGCAGGAUAUGGAAGUCGCGAGAGAUGUAUUCAUCAUCGGUAGCUUGACUGGCGAUUCACUCAUCCGCUUUUCGUAUGGCAGUUGUACUCAAACGGCGGGGAAACUCAUUGCUUCCAAUACUGGGAAAGCUGAAGCCAGGAUUAAGACAGUCAGCACGCCUCGAUCGCAGGAGUUUUCCCCUAGAGUCAUGCAUGGCUUGGAUGGCCAUGAUAUCUAUCCCACGACUGACAAACACAUCUACUUGGAAAAGUGUACAACCCAUGAUACCGUCCCGCAGCUAUCUGAAGAUUCCAGCCUUUUCGAAAAACUCUGGAGGACUUUCGUAAGCAUUUGGAAAUGA